Hirsutella rhossiliensis is the source of this 582-nucleotide messenger RNA. RefSeq lists its product as uncharacterized. Lineage: Eukaryota; Fungi; Ascomycota; Sordariomycetes; Hypocreales; Ophiocordycipitaceae. The coding region runs from base 1 to 582 and encodes 193 amino acids. The record is from RefSeq and is a predicted model, not a curated record. The transcript has 2 exons.
AUGACCCGCUCGCUUGCUCUCCUCGCCGCCCUCGCCGGCGCCGCCCUGGCAGCCGAUCACAGCCACACCUCGGUUGAUGUCCUGCUCUUCGGUUCCAGUGCAAACAACCUGGUCGCCUCCGUCGUCGACGCCGACUCGACCGCUACCACUCUCGCCAUCAACUGCGACCCCCGGGCCCGUUCCAGAGACUGCAAUCGCAGGGACACCUGGACCAUCGUUCAGGGCCCCAGGACCUUUUCGGGCCAUCUCGACCACAAAAUGCGAGAUGGCAACAACCGCGCCAACCGGGUCGAGGUCAGCUGUCAGCUCGAUCCCAACCGGAACACGGCCUCGUGCAACUAUGCCAACCAAAACCAGGCCAGCACCAUUUUGAACGACUACAUGAGAUACAUGACGCCCGUCAGAGUCACCGACGGCGCCGACAAGCUGAGGGCACAACGGCCUCCGCGCUUCCCUUCUGCGACCCGAUGGCCUGGCGACGACGACGACGAGUACCGAUCGAGGAAUGUCGCCGCACCCGCCGUCACUGCACCGGCAAUGCUGGCCGGUGCCGCCGCUGUUGUGGGCGCCCUCGUUCUGUAG